Molecule: messenger RNA, 3632 nt
Organism: Cynocephalus volans (Philippine flying lemur)
Lineage: Eukaryota; Metazoa; Chordata; Mammalia; Dermoptera; Cynocephalidae
Gene: LZIC
Product: leucine zipper and CTNNBIP1 domain containing
Exons: 8
Coding region: 136-708 (190 amino acids)
Biological process (GO): negative regulation of Wnt signaling pathway
Cellular component (GO): nucleus; beta-catenin destruction complex; cytosol
Molecular function (GO): beta-catenin binding
Source: RefSeq, a predicted model, not a curated record
GAGCAGGUUACCCCGGUUCUGACCAAGGAGGGCCGGAAGUUUAUGACACUUGGAACUUCAAUAAUUGGUGGUUUAUGCAACUUGAGACCGGUCAGCACUGUGCGGAGUUCAGAGUACUAAGAGAGAGAGAUUAAAAUGGCUUCCAGAGGAAAGACAGAGACAAGCAAAUUAAAGCAGAAUUUAGAAGAACAGUUGGAUAGACUAAUGCAGCAAUUACAAGAUCUGGAAGAAUGCAGAGAGGAACUUGAUACAGAUGAAUAUGAAGAAACUAAAAAGGAAACUCUGGAGCAGCUAAGUGAAUUUAAUGAUUCCCUGAAGAAAAUUAUGUCUGGAAAUAUGACUUUGGUAGAUGAACUAAGUGGAAUGCAGCUGGCUAUUCAGGCAGCUAUCAGCCAGGCCUUUAAAACCCCUGAGGUCAUCAGAUUAUUUGCAAAGAAACAACCAGGUCAGCUUCGGACAAGGUUAGCAGAGAUGGAUAGAGAUCUGAUGGUAGGAAAGCUGGAAAGAGACCUGUAUACUCAACAGAAAGUGGAGAUACUGACAGCUCUCAGGAAACUUGGAGAGAAGCUGACUGCCGAUGAUGAGGCCUUCUUGUCAGCAAAUGCAGGUGCUAUCCUCAGCCAGUUUGAGAAAGUUUCUACAGAUCUUGGCUCUGGUGACAAAGUCCUUGCUCUGGCAAGUUUUGAGGUUGAAAAAACAAAAAAAUGACAUGGUGUAGAAGUUGAGACAUUGAUCACAUUCUUAUUGUAAAUGUGUUUUUAUUCUGGGGAUUUUGAGUCAUUGCAAAGAAAUUAAGAGAUUCUCAAAAUGUACUAAUUACCUGAGAAAAGGUAACCUGGAAACAUACAUGUGGCCUCUGUUUAUGCUGUUCAUCAUUGUGCUUUAUGUAGGGCUACCUGCUUUAGUGAUCCUGGACUUGUUGGGACGGAGGGACUAACUGGACUGUUCAUUGUGAUUUGUCUGUUUAAAGAGAGAACAGAAAAUCGACUUUGUUUUAUAAAGGGUUCUUGUUUUUAAGUGCUAAUAGUGAAUGAAAAGGUGUGAACUAAUGAUUCUUUUCUGCUCAUAACUGAUCCGCACUCAUUUGAAUCAACAGUGAAGCAACAUCAAUAGUCCUCAUGUGUUAAUAGAAUUUUAGAGUUCUAAGUGAUCUUAGGAACCAUUUUUAUUUUACAGACAGGAAAAUGAGGCUCAGAAAGAUCAAGUGACUUGCUAAAAGUCACAUUAGACACAGAGCUGGGGAUAAGACUCUGGUGUCCUGACUCCAAGUUUAGUAUCUAUUGAGUUUUAUUUCUUUAUUCUGUAUUGUUUUUAAAAAAUAAUUAGCACGUAUUUGUGCAAGUUAGUGUUUACUAAAAUUUGAUGUCCCAACAAAAAGUUGACUCUAUACUAAGGGACCAUUCCCCAGCCUGUGUGCUCUCUGUAUGAAUGGGGCCUAUUGUAUCUCUGAAUUUUGAGCUUGGAACAAUGGGAGCCCUGUUGGGAGUCUCCUGAAGUAACUUAACCUCCUGCAUUGUUUCACCAGGGAAGCAAUAGGAAACGGCAGCUAGAGGCCCUCCCCAUGUGUGACCUCUUGCCAAACUCAGAGGGUGGUAACUGUAAACUACUAUCUACUCUUCGUUUUGGGGGGAAACACCGAAUAAGUUAAUGAGGAAAAGCAGGUUUCUCUCCUGAGUGUUUACAUCUCUCUGCAUGCUCAGAUAUACAGAUAUGUCUAUAUGCUUGUACAUUAGCUUAUUUCCUCGGCUCUGGCCAUUUUAUAUUCUUAAAUGUGUUUUUCAAUAUUUUCUUUGUACUUUGUACAAAUUAAAAACCAUUUUAAAGCUUCUUGUAUACUGUAAACUCUACUAGGUGCUUUGCCAGCUGGACAAAUUAGGGGACCUCAGCUACAUUCAUGCCUUAUUUGGAACUUUUAAUGGGUUAUUUUUUAUAAAUUGGUUUAUGACCCUCAAAAACUCACCGAAAUUGUGACAAACCAAGAAAAAGAAAAUUAUCUGCUGUACAUCUAGGGCUUUAUUAUUUCAUUUUUCUGUGUUUUUUGAAAUGGAGGUGAAAUUCACUGUUUUAGAGUAUAAUUCAGGGCUGGCCAGUUAGUUCAGUUGGUUAGAGCACAGCCUUGUAACACCAAGGUCACGGGUUCCGAUCCCUGUACUGGCCAGCCACCAAAAAAAAAAAAGUACAGUUCAGUGAGUGAGUACCUUCACAAUGUUGUGCAGCCAUCACCACUAUCUAGUUCCAAAACAUUUUCAUCAGCCCCAAAGGAGACCUUGUACCUAUUAAGCAGUUAUUUCCCAUUCCCUUCUCCUCCCUGCCCUCUAGCAACCACUAAUCUGCUCUCUGUCUGUAUGGAUUUACCUAUUCUGGAUAUUUCAUAUAAAUGAAUUAUAUAAUAUGUGACCGUUUUGGUUGUCUGGCUUCUUUUACUUAGCAUAAUAUUUUCAAAGUUAAUCCACAUUAUAGCAUAUAUCAGUACUUCUUUCCUUUAUGUGGCUGAAUCAUUCCAUCACAUUUUGUUUAUUCAUUUAUCUGUUGAUGACCAUUUAGGUUCUUUUCACCUUUUGGCUAUUGUGGAUAGUGCUGCUAUGUACAUUUGUGUACAAGUGUUUGUUUGAAUACCUGUUUUCAAUUCCUUUGGGUAUAUACCUAGGAAUGGAAUUUCUGUGUUUGUUUUUUAAGCCAUAGCAAUAUUUUUCCUCACCCCCUCCUCUCAGUAGUAGACCAGGAAAAUUAGGAAUAUUUUGUAUUUUAAAGGGACCUAUAUGAAUCUUUAAUCUUGGUUUCCCUUAAACGUUCUAUAAGACUGGCAUCGGUGAACUAUUUUGUCAUUAAGCACAUUAAUGUAUUAAUUUUUAUAAGUAAUGACUAGCACUCAAUUUAAAAUUAUCUUCUUUUAAAAAUGGUCAAGUUUGCAGUGCCCAAGCAAGACACUGACAGUCAUGGCUAUGUGACCUUCAGUAGAUUACUUAAUCUUUUUGAGCCUCAUAUUCCUCUUUUGUUUCAUGGGGAAAAUAGAACCUACCUCACAGGAUAAUUGUGCAGCCCUCUCUCCUCCUUAAUAUAGAAAAAAGUUUUGCAUUGGAGUUAAUAUACCAUAACUUUUUUAAGUGCCAUAUGAUAUAUUUCGUUUCACAAAUUUUUUACCCAGUUUGAAAUGUGAGUGAAUUCUAUGCAAUUAUACUUAUUAAAGGACUUAUAAGCUAUGUUUUCUGUUCAUAUUUUGCUAAUUUAAUCUUGUAGUUUUUUAGAUCUCUUAAGAUAUUGGAGCUUGCAAUAACACCAAGGCAGCUAACUUUUCAACAUUCUUGCAUCAGCUAAUAUUUUGGCAAAAAGAAUUUCUGUAUUUCUCAAAGAACUGGGACUGAAGCAGAAAUAAGUUCCAGUGAGCAAGUGGGCUGUUUAAUGAAAUCUAGUGAUUUAAAGCAAGUCCUAUGUUUCAGUGUUUUGUUUUCUUUUUAUCCCGUGAGUGCUAAGAUGGGUAAUAUUCUAGGUGGGUGGUGAGGGAAGAGACUGAGGGAUAGAAUGAGAAGUUGUUCCCAAGAACGAGUUGGAGUUGGGACAAAUGGAUCAUUAACUUUUAUUGUAAGACCUUUUAUUGAAGAUAUUCAGCCAAGGAACUUAGCAAAAUAAAAGAC